AUGUGGGUAGCACAUCUCAACCGCCUCCCCACUAGAUCAAGAAUAGCGAGAUGGUCUCCACAAGCCUCUCCGCUUUGCUGCCUCUGUAACUCUUUUGAAAAAACGAGAGAUCAUCUUCUCAUCUCUUAUGAUUACAGUUCAGCUAUCUGGUCUCCUGUUCUUGCGCGGCUUGGAUACUAUCACAACAUCCUCUCAUGGGCGGAGUUUAUGUCUUGGAUCAGGGUCUCUUCUUCCCGCUGCCCUUCAACUCUCAGGCAGCUCGUCGCGCAGGCCACCGUCUAUCACCUCUGGAAGCAACAACAACGUCCUCCACAACACCACCUCUAUCUCAGUCCAUUCCGUGUUCAAGCUCAUCGACAAGGAGAUCCGCAACGCCAUCUCAGCUAG
Messenger RNA from Brassica oleracea var. oleracea, 387 nucleotides. RefSeq lists its product as uncharacterized. The transcript has a single exon. The record is from RefSeq and is a predicted model, not a curated record. The coding region runs from base 1 to 387 and encodes 128 amino acids. NCBI's taxonomy places the organism in Eukaryota, Viridiplantae, Streptophyta, Magnoliopsida, Brassicales, Brassicaceae.